AUGGACGGGGCGACGGCGGGUGGAGCAGCGGAGGAGAGCACGGUGGUGGGGAUGGUGAUGCAGAAGCCGGUGCAUGCGGCGGAGAGGAAGUCGUCGAAGAGGAAAGUGAUGGUGGCGGUGGACGAGAGCGAAGGGAGUUUCUACGCUCUGAGGUGGACGCUGGACCACCUGGUCCGGAGGAGUAGCCCCGCUCCGGCGGCGGACGAGGAGGAGGAGGUGGAGAUGAUCACGCUCGUUCACGUUCAGCAGCCUUUCCAGCACUACCCCAUCCCCGCCGGCCCAGGUGGAACAGCAUUCUACGCUACUCCGUCGGUGGUGGAAUCAGCGAGGAAAGCCCAAGAGGAGAACUCGGCCCUCAUACUCUCCCGUGCAUUGCACAUGUGCAAAGAAUCGAUGGUUAAGGCAGAGACCUUGAUUCUGAUUGGGGACCCGAAAGACACGAUCUGCCAGGCGACAGAGCAAAUGCACAUGGAUCUCCUCGUCGUAGGCAGCCGCGGACUUGGAAAGAUCAAAAGGGCAUUCUUAGGGAGCGUGAGCGACUACUGCGCCCAUCACGCCAAAUGUCCCAUCCUGAUUGUGAGGUCCCCCAAAGAAGCGAGCAAGCAAUGAGGGGAUCAACGAGAGAUCAAGCGGUGGUUGGUUUGCUGAUGAAAGAUCGGUCGAUGCAAAUAAGAACGCAUACUGUCUAGUGCGUGUAAUAAAAUGGGUAUUGUUUCUUGGGCCA
Messenger RNA from Syzygium oleosum, 724 nucleotides. RefSeq names its product universal stress protein A-like protein. The transcript has 4 exons. The record is from RefSeq and is a predicted model, not a curated record. NCBI's taxonomy places the organism in Eukaryota, Viridiplantae, Streptophyta, Magnoliopsida, Myrtales, Myrtaceae. Bases 1 to 609 code for a protein of 202 amino acids.